AUGCAGGGAGCUGCCACCGCCCCCGCGCCUCCCGCGGCCGAGCCGCCAGCUUCCCAGCAAAUCAAAACAGAAGUCAUCAGUGAGGCAAAAGUCGAGACGGAGGGACAGCAAGACGAAAAAAUGAAGUUGGAAAACGAGCCUCGUGCUGUUCGCACCACUAGCAUCGACAGUGAUAAUAGAUCAGAUCGCAGUGAAGAAGAAGAUUCCAGAAGGGCACGGAAAAGAGCAGCGUCAACGUCCCCAUCACCUAUUCCAUUAGACAAAAGAACAGCUCGCUUUGAGUGUCCAAAAUGCCUACAUCGGUUUGAUUCAGCAAACGCUUUUGACAUUCAUCGGUUCACAGCGCAUGGAGAUGAAACUAGAAGUGGUUAUGAUGAUCUUACUAUUGUCGAUUUCUCAGGCAAAAAAUUCCCGGAGAUAGCGCGAGGAGUUUGUGAACGCAACACUCAUAUUUCCAUUGCAGAGCAGCGUUAUAAAUGUGAUUUUUGCUCGCGAGAGUUCCCCUGUGGUCAAGCCUUGGAUAUGCAUAGAAAAUCCUGUUCUAAUUCCGCAAAACUUACCAGUCCAGAAAGAGAGCGUAGGGAAGACUUCUUUGCAAAACUAGAUCUAAGGAACAAGUCUUUUGGUAUUCCGGGUACUUUGACACCACCUAUGGAGAGAUUUACACCUAAAUUCGAUGACGCACAUUUAGGUGGAAACGGUAUUAGGCAUAUUGAUACCGCUAGGGACUUAGCUGAUAUCCAGUCAAUCUUAAACGUCACGUCAGCUGGUAGUUUACUAGAAAGGCUAACUGGGACUCGGGUCGCUUUAGAAAAUUCUGUACUUACACCUCCUGAUACAAUAGUAAAGGAACGUGAACAAGAAGAAACACAGGACAACUUUGCAGCAGAAUUCAGAAGAAUGAAGCUGCGUGGUGAAUUUCCAUGUCGAUUAUGUCCAGCAAAGUUUCCCAAUCUCAGAGCAUUAAAAGGACAUAACAGAGUACAUCUCAGUGGAACUGGGCCCGGUCCUUAUCAGUGCAACAUGUGCCCUCAUGCGUCUUUGGACAAGGCAGCUUUAGUUCGCCAUAUGCGAACUCAUAACGGAGACCGUCCUUAUGAAUGCGCGGUUUGCAAUUAUGCGUUUACCACUAAAGCUAACUGUGAGCGUCACUUACGUAAUCGCCACGCUAAAGUAACUAGAGAAGAUGUCAAACGCUCUAUUAUUUACCAUCCAUCAGAAGACCCAAAUAAUGAUGAAGUUAAUUCAAAGCUUGCUCGAGAAGAAGUAAAAAGAUCGCUCGCGUUUCACGCACCUGAAAUUGAACGGCGCAAUGAAUCUACUGGUCGUGACACUCCAUUAACACACUACAGUCCGAGUUUCAUCAAUGACAGACACCCAGUAACUUCUUUAGUGACUAAAGCAUUGCCAGAUUCACCCACUCUGACACCAAGGGAAUCUGAACAAUCUCUACCUAGAAUCAAAGUUAAGGGUAUUGGACAGUUGACGCAAAUACCUGAAUUCAGGCAACCAGAGGCUACAUUUAAAACUAAUGACAUUCCACCAGAACCUUACGAUGAAGACGCCCCCGUUGAUCUCAGUACAAGUGACAAUAAUAGCUGCGAUGUCCUCGAUCUCAGUAAGAAAAAACGUGACAUAGAUGAAGAUCAACCUAAAUCAAUUCCUCAACCAGCGUUUGAGGCAAACUCUGCUACAGCUGCAGCAUCAGCAGCAGCCACAGCGUUUGAAAAGACGAGAUUUCUUCUAGCCCAACAAAGACUAUUUGAGUCGUCUCUUCCAAAACUUGAUCCCGCUUAUUACGCAACUCAGCUAUCUCAACUAUACGCUGGUACUGUUCCCGGACUUGCUGGCCUACCUCUUCCGCCAUCUGCGUUUCCAAUCAAUCCUUACUUUCUUCAGACAUCGUUUUUUCCUCACCCAACUGAUUCACAGGAACUUGCCGAAAUAAAACAGCGUAUACAAAAAGAAAUAAUACGCGGUCUUAGCAUGUCAGGAGGGCGAUUAGUCAAUGGUGACCAGGAAAUUCAACCCAAACAAGAACCUGAAGAAGAAGACAACAAAUCUCUCCCUCGAACUGCUUCUCCUACUCCACCUCCACGUACUGAAUCUCCACGCCCUUUAAGCAAUAAUAUCGUGCCUCAGAACGAUUCUGUUAAGAUGGUCAUUAAGAAUGGUAUUCUCAUGCCAAAGCAAAAACAAAGGCGCUAUCGCACCGAAAGGCCAUUUUCAUGUUCUCAAUGUUCAGCCAGGUUUACUUUACGCUCAAACAUGGAACGUCAUGUAAAACAGCAGCAUCCACAGCAUUGGAGCGUUCGAAGACCAACACCGAGAGCUGCUCCACCAUAUCCCACUCCAGAUAACUUGGCUGAUCGCGUAAAAUUUGCCCUCCUUGCUCGACAUCUUGAAAGACCGUUACAACAAAAUGAUCGUUCUCCAAUCCGUAGAGAUUCAGACGAAGUUGCUGACAAUGAGGAAGACGAGGACGAUACUUUAGUCAUUGAUGAAGAACCGGAAACAGACGUGAAGUCUUCAGAGCAUACCGCAGCGCACAAGGCUGCUGCGGAAAUUUUAAUGGCCACACGCCAACAAGAACUUCACAAAGAUUUCGAUCUUAAAAUAGCUGGCAACCUAAUCAACAAACCUGUACCCAUUACCACCGAUAAAACAGAAACUGGAACGGACCCUAUUCAAAUUUCUGAACCUGUGACUGUCCCAACGCGCAGCGAUGAAGAGGAAGACGAGGAAGGCCUUGUCGCAUCAACAAGCGAAGGCAAUAAUUCUGGAAGCGAUGAAAAUAAAUCGGAAUCAGACACAACUCAACCGCCCAAGAAAAAAUCGGCAUACAGCCUGGCCCCAAAUCGCGUCUCCUGCCCGUAUUGCCAUCGGAAAUUUCCCUGGUCCUCCUCACUCCGUCGCCACGUUCUAACACACACCGGCCAAAAGCCUUUUAAAUGUCCGCACUGUCCACUCCUUUUCACCACAAAAUCCAACUGUGACCGUCACCUCUUACGAAAGCAUGGCGGCUCCGCAAGGGCUAUCUUAGCAGAACCCAUUUCAGACACCAUCUCUGUACCUCAAAAUACAAAUGAAAUUAGAACGGUCCCAGAAAGACCUUUUAAAUGCGCCUCAUGUCCCACUAGCACGUUUUCGUCCAUGGAAACCCUGAAAAAACAUAUGUCAUCGCGUCAUGCGACAAGUGACUCCCAACCCGGGUCUCCAAACCCUGAAGGAAAUGAGGAAGCACCGGAUGGUCUAGUCUUCAAGUGCCAUCUUUGUGAGGGAUCUUUUGGGGACAGAAGCAGUGCUCUAGGACAUUUGGCAGCUAAUCACGCUGCAGAAUACGAACAAUUAGUCAGCAAAGGGGCGCUAGAUGGUACGAGCGACCGAAGCGAAAGCGCAGAUGAUGACGAAAGGGGAAAAUUUCCUGAUCAUGCCAAUAGAAAGGUGGUAUGCGCCUUCUGCAUCCGUCGCUUCUGGUCUGCGGAGGAUCUUCGCCGUCACAUGAGGACGCACUCCGGAGAAAGACCUUUCGCCUGCGACCUUUGUCGACGACGUUUCACGUUGAAGCACAGCAUGCUACGUCAUCGCAAGAAGCAUCGCGAUGAAAUCACCGAUGAUGAAGAAGCUACACCGCCUAACACGCCGCUAGAACCUGAGAACGUAACAAACGGAUACCGCUACCAAGAGGAUGACGGAUCGGGCAAUGAGAUACCUUGCAACGUUAACAACAACAACUCUCCACCAUCCGCCCCUUACGACAAGAAGCUGAAGCUCGAAAUGACAUCACGAAAGUACUCAUCAGAAGCCGAAAAUGACGCUGAAAAUGGUGGCGAUCUGAUCGGUAAACUCCUUGGUAUACCGGACAAGACUAUCAUAAACAAACUUCUUUCCUCCGCGGACGAGGCGGCGAAAUUCCUCGGGGUGAACAAAUGA
This is a messenger RNA of Parnassius mnemosyne (clouded apollo), 3933 nucleotides long. The record is from the annotation of a GenBank genome assembly. NCBI's taxonomy places the organism in Eukaryota, Metazoa, Arthropoda, Insecta, Lepidoptera, Papilionidae.